Messenger RNA from Solanum verrucosum, 732 nucleotides. Its product is annotated as photosystem I reaction center subunit VI-2, chloroplastic. The coding region runs from base 111 to 548 and encodes 145 amino acids. The transcript has 3 exons. Gene Ontology annotation, cellular component: chloroplast thylakoid membrane; photosystem I reaction center; photosystem I. Gene Ontology annotation, biological process: photosynthesis. The record is from RefSeq and is a predicted model, not a curated record. Lineage: Eukaryota; Viridiplantae; Streptophyta; Magnoliopsida; Solanales; Solanaceae.
GUCAUGUUCAAAUCCAUGCAAAAAAAGAUUCAAACAAAACCAUAACAUAUUCACAAUCACAUCAUUUUCUGAACCACAACUAAUUUCCUAGUCUGAAACAGAGCCCAAUAAUGGCGUCUAUGGCAACUCUUACUGCAGUGCAGCCCACCAGUAGUGUCAAGGGCCUAGCCGGAAGCUCCAUUGCUGGAACUAAACUAAAUGUUAGAUCAUCUCGCCUCAAUUUGAAGCAAUCUAAAUCCAGGGCUGGUGCUGUGGUUGCAAAAUAUGGUGACAAGAGUGUAUACUUUGACUUGGAGGAUUUGGGCAACACAACUGGUCAGUGGGACUUGUAUGGAUCAGAUGCACCUUCACCCUACAACUCCCUUCAGAGCAAGUUCUUUGAGACAUUUGCUGCUCCUUUCACAAAGAGAGGUCUGUUGCUCAAGUUCUUGAUAUUGGGAGGUGGCUCAACUCUUGCUUACUUCAGUUCAACUGCAUCAGGGGAUAUCCUACCAAUCAAGAAAGGCCCCCAACUUCCACCAAAGCUCGGUCCACGUGGCAAGAUCUAAUUGCUUCCCAAUCCAAAAUUUCUUUACCUUAAUUUUGUAAUUGAUGUAUCAUCUAUAUAACAGCCUGUAAGUGUACAUUGAAGCUUACCUCAGACCUCUGUUACAACAAGAUAAAUCUUCUGGAAAGUUUGAAGCAUUGCUUUCUAAGUUUGUAGCUUAUGAUAUUUUAUCAUCUUCGCUCGGA